AUGAACAAAACUGCCGUGUCAGUAGACACCAUCAAGAGAGAGAUUGACUCGCUCGUAAGAGAGGGCGCCCUCUCAACGGAUAAGGCACUGGAGAUCAAGAGGCUCCUCCCACGGGUGGACAAGGUGGUGGCCCUCUAUGACUUCACGCCGCAGCAGGAUGACGACUUGCAGCUAAGUCAGGGCGACAUUAUCGCCGUCUUGGAGAAACCUUCUGACAACUGGUGGAAGGGAACCAACACUACGACGGGAACAACAGGCGUCUUCCCGGCAAACUAUGUCAAGCCGUACGUGGACAGUGAAGACAGAGACUUUGACAAGGAGAAACUAAAGGAGAGAGACCGUGUUUUGCCCCAGGUGCCUAACAACAACAAGGCAUCCUCACCAACCGUUGAACCUCCUCAGGGACCGCCUCCAUACCAGCAGUCCUACCAGCAACAGCCUCCUCAACAGUACUACCAGCAACAACCUCCUCAACAGUACUACCAACAACCGCCUCCUCAACAAUACCCACCAGCGGCGCCUUACCAACAACCAGUUGUCCAGCCAGUGGGCCAACCAUACGUCCAACCUUACGUCCAGCAACCCGUCCAGGUUCAGGGGCAGGAACAACAGUCGACAAUGUCCAAAAUCGGCCAUCAACUAGGCAGUGCCGCCAUCUUUGGUGCCGGCGCCACAAUCGGCUCGGAUCUAGUCAACUCCAUCUUUUGA
Molecule: messenger RNA, 708 nt
Organism: Pichia kudriavzevii
Lineage: Eukaryota; Fungi; Ascomycota; Pichiomycetes; Pichiales; Pichiaceae
Exons: 1
Coding region: 1-708 (235 amino acids)
Biological process (GO): protein transport to vacuole involved in ubiquitin-dependent protein catabolic process via the multivesicular body sorting pathway
Cellular component (GO): ESCRT-0 complex
Molecular function (GO): protein binding
Source: RefSeq, a predicted model, not a curated record